AUGAACCACGACACUGCACACGCAGGGCACAAUAUGCCCACAGGCGGCGGCGGCCCUCGCUGUUCAAUGAACAUGUUGUGGAACACAGACAUAAUCAACACAUGCAUCGUCUUCCGCUCCUGGCACAUCCACACGCAUACUCAAUUCGUCCUCUCACUCCUCGCCAUCGUCUUGCUGGGGGUUUUCUAUGAGUACCUCCGUGUUGUGCAGCGCAGCUUGGAUCGCCGUAUCGCGCUGGGUCUCAAUGCAGCCAAGGGGAAGAUCAGAGUCCCGAGUAGGGGGAGCAGCCCUGGUGCGGAGGGCGCUGAGGGGUUGGAGGACUCGUUGCUUGGGGGACGGAAUGGACGCGCGGUUAAGUCGGCUUUGAAUGGAACUCCGGUGGCUCCUGUGUCAAGGGCCCUCCGUGCGGCCUUGUAUGGCGCCACCGUGUUCCUAUCCUUCUUCCUCAUGCUGGUGUUCAUGACGUACAAUGCAUAUUUGAUCAUAGCCGUCGUCGUCGGCGCUGCCCUUGGUCAUUAUAUUUUCGGCGCAACCAUGAACGUUGAUGCAAUUCUUGUUGAUACCCAGGGAGGCAAGGGCAUGGCGUGCCAUUAG
Laccaria bicolor S238N-H82 is the source of this 594-nucleotide messenger RNA. RefSeq names its product copper transporter (gene CTR-B). The record is from RefSeq and is a predicted model, not a curated record. Gene Ontology annotation, biological process: copper ion transmembrane transport. Lineage: Eukaryota; Fungi; Basidiomycota; Agaricomycetes; Agaricales; Hydnangiaceae. The coding region runs from base 1 to 594 and encodes 197 amino acids. Gene Ontology annotation, cellular component: membrane. Gene Ontology annotation, molecular function: copper ion transmembrane transporter activity. The transcript has 4 exons.